AUGCUUCCUUGCGCCGCCCUUUUCCCGCUCGCCGCUGCGCCUGCCGCCGCCUUCCCCGCAAGCAUCCGGGCCGGCACUCUCCGCGCCGACAGCCACCACGGGGGCAGCGCAAACGCCGUAGGUUGCGGAGGAUCGUCGGCUUUCCUUCCGCACCACCCGCCGCUUGCGCGUGGGUUGCGCGGAUGCGACCGCCGGCGGAAGCAGAGCCUGGGGAGGCGCUCGGAACGGGUGCUGGUGCGCGCGCAGGGUUCGUCGGGGAACGAGGGGGAGAUCAGCGACGAGGAGUCUUUUGCUGACGUGGAAAAGCAACUGAUGGACUAUUUCACGUUCAAGGCGGUGAAGACGGUGCUGCAGCAGCUGCUGGAGAUGAAUCCGAGCCAGUACAGCUUCCUAUACGACUUCACAGUGAACAACCGGAUUGUGGACGGGUCAACCUACAUUCGAACUCUCGUGCAGGAGCGGCAGGAGCUAGGGGAGAGGAUCAUGAUCACACGGCUGGAUCUCUUCACUCGGUGGAAGAAGCGCUACUCCCACUCGAGCAUGCAUGAUGCAAUCAAGGAGCAGAACCUGGCAUUGCUGAGAGAGCACCUGCUGCAGACAGUCAGGUUUCAGCCAGAGGAAGUUGAUGGCUCCUCCUCUGGCCCUGCUCCCCCCACGGCUGCGUGA
This is a messenger RNA of Closterium sp. Naga37s-1, 666 nucleotides long. The record is from the annotation of a GenBank genome assembly. Lineage: Eukaryota; Viridiplantae; Streptophyta; Zygnematophyceae; Desmidiales; Closteriaceae.